UGUCUCUGUGUGUGUAUCUGUGUAUCUGUGUGUGUGUGUGUGUGUGUGGGUUGGCGAGUGGAACAUGGACUGAGGGUGAAAGGUAAAUCAUGCCGCGCUCUGAUUGGUCAAAAGCAGGAAGGGCGGAAGUCUGCAUGUGCGUGCAAUAAGAGCAUUCUGAAUCCCCUACUUCCGGAAGUUCUUGUACCAGGACCACAGACAGACAGAAGUAAGCUUUCUGAUUACAGAGUAACUCUGGAUGGUCUUUCUAUUACAUCAUGUGCAGCAGUAAAAGACCUCAGUGUGAUUAUUGUCUCUCAUCUGAAGCUCACAUUAAUAACACCACAAUGUUAGUCUUCUUUCAUCUCAGAAAUAUUACUAAGAUAAGAAAUAUGAUGUCAUUACAUGAUGCAGAAACACUAGUUCAUGUGUUUGUUACCUCUAGGUUGGAUUAUUGUAAUACUUUACUGUCUGGAUGUUCCAGUAGGAGCAUAAACAAGCUCCAAUUAGUCCAGAACACAGCAGCUAGAGUCCUAACUAGAACCAGAAGAUAUGAACACAUCACCCUGAUCUUAUCCUCAUUGUAUUGGCUUCCAGUCAAGUUUCACAUUGAUAAUAAAACACUAUUAUUAACCUAUAAAGCACUUAAUGGUCUCACACCACAGAACCUGAGAGAUCUUUUGUUUUUUUUAGGAUCCGUCACACCUACUUCAUCAAAAGGUGCAGGAUACAAAAGUCUCCAGCAGGGGGCAGAGCUUUUUCUCACAGAGCCCCACAGUUAUGGAACAGACUUCCAGUUAGUGUUUAUGACUCAGACACAGUCUCAGUGUUUAAGUCCAGGAUAAAAACACAUCUGUUUAGUUUAGAUUUUUAUGAAUAGCUUUUCUUAGGUAAAGGAGUGUUUGGUGAACUGGGAUGUCUGUAUGUUGUCUUCUUACCACCAUCACAAUUCGCUCAGGUUUGCAGACUGUGGAAAGGUGGGACGCUUUUCAUCCCAUGAAGCUCUCAUGUCUGUGUCACCUUCUGGCUCUAGCUUUUUAGUUAUGAUGUCAUAGCUAGUCUUGCCGGAGUCCCUGUAUGCACAUAAUUUACAUUGUCCAUAACCUGAACACAGUCACACGCACUCACACAAACACACACACUCAGAGGAGUAAACCCUAACUCUAACCCACAGAAAAACACACACACUCUCACACAAACACACACACAAACACAGACACUUACACAAAAACACACUCUCACACAAACACACACACACUCAGAGGAGUAUACCCUAACUCUAACCCACACACAAACACAAACACACACACUCAAACAAACACACACACGCUCACACAAACACACACAUACACUCUCACACAAACACACACACACAUUCACACAUACACUCACAAACAUACACACAAACUCACACACUCUCUCUCUCACACACACACAGACUCACAUAAACAUACACACACAAACACACAGACUCUCUCUCUCACACACACACACACACACAUUUAUAUAUAUACAUACACACAGAGGAUUAAAACUGAUCCACUGAAGGGUUAAAUAACUGGGUUAUUUCUUCUCGGAGGUAAGACAGGUUCCUGAAAGCAGGCCUGGGUGUUAAUCUUCUUCUAGGAGCUGCGUGCUGUUGCCAUGGAGACAAAUUCAACACUCCACACACUCCAGACAGAGUCAGUCCUGUCGCUCACACACACAGCGCAUAUCUCUGAUUUAUCCCAGGAUAAGUACAGAGUCAACAGGAUGUCUGAAGGAGGUGGAAAGGAGACGACGACGACGAUGAUGACGACGAUGAUGAAGAUGAAACGGAAUGCAGUGGCUGACGGCCGCCUGGAGGUUCUGCAGAUCUACAAGCUCCUGCAGUUAGUGCGAGAGGGAAAUAAAGCUCAGGUGGAGAAGAUGGUGUAUCUGGGUGUGCCGAACCUGAUCAAUCUGACAGAACCCAGUGAGGGAAGCGGCGUCCUUCACCUGACCUCUGUCUCGAACAACCUGGACAUGGCUGAGUUCCUCCUGAAUCUGGGAGCUCAGCCUGAUGUUCAGGAUAAGAGAGGACGCACUCCGGUGAUACUCGCUGCAGAACUCGGGAAUGAUGCUAUGCUGAAUCUCCUGGCAAAGAGCCAUGCUGACAUGAAGCUGCUGGAUGUGGAGGGGAGAGGAGUGCUAUUUUAUUGCAUCUCUCCGUCCCAGAGGCACUCACGCUGCCUGCAGGUGGCGAUCAACAGCAAAGCCGACGUCAACAACGUGUCCACGGCGGGGAAGCCAGUGUUCCUUCUUGCCUGUGAACAAGCCAACGAGUGUGAGAACAUCUGUAUCAGGAUGUUAGAGAGUGGAGCCGAUCCUAACGCCACAGAUCGGCUGACAGGACGAACAGCUCUGAUGGAGGCAGCGAGGAGCGGCUCAGUGGUGUUAGUCAGACUCAUCCUACAGAGAGGAGGAAACCCUAACAGUGUAGAUGAACAUCAGCAGAACGCAGCACAGCUCGCAGCAGCUGGAGGUUUCUUCCAGGUGUUGUGUGUGCUGUCAGCGUAUCAGGCUGAUUGGAGCUUGGUGUGUGUGGAGGGAAACUCGGCUCUGCACAUGUCAGCAGCUGGAGGUCACACUGACUGCUGCAGGUUUCUGGCACAGAGAGGAUGCAAUCCAAAGCUGAAAAACAGGGUUGGUUUGGUUCCACGUCAGCUUGCUAAAGCACACGGCCACAAGGCAGCGAUGAAGGAGCUGCAGAAGGCAGAGAGAAUGUUUACAAAGUUCACUAAACCUGGUGUGGUUAAUCCCAACCAUCUCUGGGCUCUCACACUGCACGACUGGUCAAGUGAACAUGAAGAAGUGCUUAGGAAAGCCUUCCAGCUCAGCGAGGAGAGCGACACUCCUGUGGAGAAAGUCUCCACGGAGAAGUUUGCGUAUGUCCUGCAAGAACAUCAUGCACCUGUGGAUCAGGAACAUCUGGAGAAGAUCAUUGCAGACCACAACAACAAGCAUGAUGGCAUGAUUAACAUUGCUGACUUCUUCAAGGGACUGCAGUAUCUUCAGAAAGCGUUUGUGUUGUCGUCCUAUGAGCCCAAGAUGAAGAAGAAGAAGAAGAAAGGUGGGAAAGCUGGAAAGGGUGGGAAAGGGAAUAGGAAAAAAGGGAUGUCUGUGGUUCCCCUGCCCAUCUGCACCCUUCCACCUGACAUUAUAGACAAAAGACCAGAUGGCGGGCCGCAGUACAUGAUUGAGAGUUAUCAGCCGUUCACCGAUACGAAGCGGUUCGACCGCGACCAUCCGCCUGCUCACCCCGUGGAGGACGACUCGGCCUGGUAUGUCGACCAGCCGCAAAAGAUCUACAUCAACAUCAACCGCUGCGUCCGGACCGAAGACUUUGAGUCUUUGUGUUUAGCGUUCAGUCAGCGUCUCCCUGUGGACAUCAGAGACCGCUUCUACAAAACACCACUCAUGGCAGCAUGCAGCAGUGGGAGCUACGACAUGGCUGAGUUCCUCAUAACACUUGGGGCAGAUGUGAAUGCGUGUGAUCAGUUUAAAUGGACUCCUCUCCAUCAUGCGUGUCACGCUGGACAGCAGGAUAUUGUGGAGCUGUUAGUGAGACACGGAGCAGUGGUGGAUGCUGUGGCAUUAAAUGGAGCCACGCCCCUGAUGAAGGCCAUCGAGAGCUGCAGACUGUCCUCUGUACAUCAACUCAUCACAUCCAACGCUGAUGUAAAGGCCACCAACCACAAGGGACAGAGCUGUCUGGACAUCGCCCGUGUGUACGGAGACGAGAGAAUCAUCGAUUUAAUCACAACUAAGUUCCACAGCCAUCCAAAGAGCAGAGACAAUAAAAAAGGAAAAGGAGGCAAAGUGAGAUCAGAACCUCAGAAAGCAGCAUCUCCUGCAGGAGAGGUGGAGAAACUGACAGAGAGAAUGGCGAAACCUAUUCUACCAGACGUGAAUGAGAAAAGAGUGAAUCUGAAGGAAUACAUCAUAACCGUGAACCAGAACGUCAACAUCAGCUCCAACACACAAAGCACUCACUUUAUACCUAAAACUGUGUGGGGAACAAGGUUAGCUACAUCAGCUCAGCAUGUGGAACGGAAAGUCAACAGGAGGAAUCGUCUUUCAUAUGAAGUGGACUUCAGUGACUUUGUGAUGCCAUUUAAUAAAAACCUGGUGAGGAAGCUGACAGAAGUGGGCGUGGCUGAGGAUGAGGAGAGAAAUAAAACAAUAUUAAAGUAUUAAAUCAAUAAAACAGAAUAAAAAUAUUGUAUUAAA
This is a messenger RNA of Tachysurus vachellii, 4230 nucleotides long. RefSeq names its product ankyrin repeat and EF-hand domain containing 1b (gene ankef1b). NCBI's taxonomy places the organism in Eukaryota, Metazoa, Chordata, Actinopteri, Siluriformes, Bagridae. Gene Ontology annotation, molecular function: protein binding. The coding region runs from base 1624 to 4197 and encodes 857 amino acids. The record is from RefSeq and is a predicted model, not a curated record. The transcript is spliced from 11 exons.